AUGGCCGGAGGCGCGGAGCGAGGCCGCGGGGUCGCGGGCUGGGGACUGCGCGGCGCCCUGGCCGCCGUGGCCCUGCUCUCUGCGCUCAAUGCUGCGGGCACGGUGUUCGCGCUGUGCCAGUGGCGCGGGCUGAGCGCGGCGCUGCGAGCGCUGGAGGCGCAGCGUGGCCGGGAGCAGCGCGAGGACAGCGCCCUGCGCGCCUUCCUGGCGGAGCUGAGUCACGCACCUCGCCGGGCGCCCGCGCCACCGCCAGAUCCUGUGAGCGCCGCGCGCAACAAGCGCAGCCACGGCGGGGAGCCGGCGCAGCACAUCCGCGCCGAGAGCCACGACAUGCUGUUGAUGAUGACCUACUCCAUGGUGCCGAUCCGAGUGAUGGUGGACCUGUGCAACAGCACCAGGGGUAUCUGCCUGACAGGACCACCUGGCCCAGCAGGACCUCCAGGAAUCGGUGGGUUACCAGGACACAACGGAUCAGAUGGACAGCCUGGUCCCCAGGGCCCAAAAGGCGAAAAAGGAGCAAAUGGAAAAAGAGGAAAAAUGGGGCCACCUGGAGCCACAGGAACUCCAGGGGCAAAGGGAGACCCUGGUGAGCUGGGCUUGACUGGAAACGAGGGCCCAGCAGGGCAGAAGGGUGACAAGGGAGACAAAGGGGACGUGUCUAAUGAUGUACUUCCUUCAGGUGCCAAAGGUGACCAAGGCCCACCCGGCCCACCUGGGCCCCCAGGCCCUCCGGGUCCCCCAGGGCCCCCCGGAAGCAGAAGAUCCAAAGGCCCUCGUCAGCCAAACGUGUUCAACGGCCAGUGCCCAGGUGAGACGUGUGCUGUGCCAAAUGAUGAUACCUUGGUUGGAAAAGCUGAUGAGAAAGUCAGUGAACACCAUUCCCUGCAAGCAGAAUCCAUGAUCACGUCCAUUGGAAAUCCAACACAAGUUUUGAAAGUUAAAGAGACGUUUGGGACUUGGAUAAGAGAGUCUGCUAACAAGAGUGAUGAACGGAUCUGGGUUACUGAACAUUUUUCAGGCCUCAGGGUGAAGGAAUUCCAGGACCAGCCCUCACUGCUGAAUGGCAGUUACACGCUCAUCCACCUCCCGCACUAUUUCCAUGGCUGUGGGCACACCGUUCACAACAACUCUCUCUACUACCACAAAGGAGGCUCCAACACCAUAGUGAGAUUUGAAUUUGGCAAAGAGACAUCCCAAACUCUGAAGCUUGAAAAUGCCUUGUAUUUUGAUCGAAAAUACCUCUUUGCAAAUUCCAAGACGUACUUCAAUUUAGCUGUAGAUGAAAAGGGCCUUUGGAUUAUCUAUGCUUCCAGUGUGGAUGGCUCGAGCAUCCUUGUCGCACAGCUGGACGAGAGGACCUUCUCUGUGGUGCAGCACAUCAACACCACGUACCCCAAAUCCAAGGCUGGCAACGCCUUCAUUGCCCGAGGGAUCCUCUAUGUCACGGACACCAAAGAUAUGAGGAUAACAUUUGCCUUUGAUUUGUUAGGAGGGAAACAGAUCAAUGCAAACUUCGAUUUAAGAACUUCCCCAUCUGUUCUUGCCAUGUUAUCUUACAAUAUGAGAGACCAGAAUUUAUAUUCUUGGGAAGACGGCCAUUUAAUGCUUUAUCCUGUACAGUUUUUGUCAGCUACAUUAAACCAGUGAUGGGAUGCAUUCUAUUCCCCUCAG
Messenger RNA from Lipotes vexillifer (Yangtze River dolphin), 1671 nucleotides. It is a transcript of the gene GLDN, whose product is annotated as gliomedin. Gene Ontology annotation, biological process: signal transduction. Gene Ontology annotation, cellular component: cell surface. Lineage: Eukaryota; Metazoa; Chordata; Mammalia; Artiodactyla; Lipotidae. Bases 1 to 1647 code for a protein of 548 amino acids. The record is from RefSeq and is a predicted model, not a curated record. The transcript has 10 exons.